Messenger RNA from Sesamum indicum (sesame), 1356 nucleotides. RefSeq names its product Tic22-like family protein (gene TIC22-IV). The record is from RefSeq and is a predicted model, not a curated record. NCBI's taxonomy places the organism in Eukaryota, Viridiplantae, Streptophyta, Magnoliopsida, Lamiales, Pedaliaceae. Gene Ontology annotation, cellular component: chloroplast. Gene Ontology annotation, biological process: protein transport.
CUCUCAUCGUAAGCAGGCAACAAUGGAGUCCUCUUCUGCAAAACCCUCGGUGGGCCCACCUCCCAACCCCCUCCUAUCACUAUCCACUUUCAUCCACCGGCUCGGCUCUCAACUUGCAACUCGGCUCGAUGACACCAAGCGGCCCGCCGCAGCUGCGUUCCCGGCUUUCCUACCUCCGGCGCCGCCUCACUCGUUGCCCUUUGCCUCGGUGUCGCAGCGUCAGGGAAAGCAAACCGCCGCCUCGGAAACGUCGCUCAAUUCCGAGCAUGUUGCGAGAAGGUUAGUUGGAACUUCGGUUUAUACUGUAAGCAACACAAAUAAUGAGUUCGUGCUGGUAUCUGACCCCGAGGGGGUGAAGUCCAUUGGGUUGCUUUGCUUCCGCAAAGAAGAUGCCGAAGCUUUUCUUGCUCAGGUGAAGUCAAGAAGAGGAGAAUUGAGAGGUGGGGCAAAAGUGGUGCCAAUUACGCUUGACCAGGUUUAUAUGUUGAAAGUUGAAGGAAUUGCAUUUCGGUUCUUACCUGAUCCUGUUCAAAUAAAGAAUGCAUUGGAGCUAAAAGCAUCAGAUAUCAAGAGUGGAUUUGAUGGAGUUCCUGUUUUUCAGUCAGACCUUCUAGUUGUGAAGAAAAAGAAUAAGCGGUAUUGCCCCAUCUACUUCCAGAAGGAAGAUAUAGAGAAAGCACUGUCAACAGUGUCAAGGGUUUCAAGAGGAGCUGGUUUUUCUCAGCAUAUUAUGGUUGGAAGUUUGGAGGAUGUCCUCAAGAAAAUGGAGAUAAAUGGAAAGAACUCAGGCUGGGAAGAUUUAAUUUUCAUUCCACCCGGUAAAAGCCAUUCUCAACACAUUCAAGACGUUACAAAAUUAUGAAAUUUUUGGACGUCAAACUCCCAUUGACUGCACGGCACAUGCACAAGUGAGUGCCUAGUCGCAUUGUACUGCCUUAUGCUCAGUCAUGAAAAUCGAUCUGCCAAAUCUUGGUCCCUUUCCCUCCGUCAACUCAUGAACAUACAAUCUUUUUGCCCCACCCAAUUAAAUUGUGGAUUAGCUCAAAGACUCUCUUCCAAAACAAGAAGCCAAUUUAAUAGUUGAUUUUACAAAACUCACAAAGGCUUUUCUUUCUCCUUUUGUAUUUUUGUUUUUGAUGUUUCCCUUCCCUUUUCAUUGUCCAUGCUUGGAGCAUAUUAUCUGAUCUCUCGGAAUACACAGUAUUGUGUUUGUACUUUAAUCAAUUGAUGGUCCAUUAUAAUGUAUCUCGAUGGCAUGAUUAGCUCUUGGAAUCAUUGAUCGCGAAACUAUUGUAAUAUUCAUACACUGCCCUUUUCUUAAAAGAAUUUGUUCAUUGAGAACAAGUCUGGAAAAGA